GACCUGGUGGUUUCAGGGUGUCAGGAGGCAUUUUGGGGGGAGAGCAGUGACAGCAAGUUGGCGCGCUUAAACUAGGACAAACCUCACCUGCACGGAGGAAACCAUCUCUGUCUCUCUCGCUCUUUCUCCCCCUCUUCUGCUUUCUCCCUAUUCCCUCUCAUUUUUCUGGAAUAGUGCGCUCCUUGGUGUUCUUCGGGGAUGGAGCGUGUCUGGGACUGUGUUUCCUGCGCUGGGAUGUUUGUUCUCGGGCUGCUGUCGGUGCUAAAUGGAGUUGGAAGUUUUAACCUUUACGCAGAGCAUCCUUCGGUUUACAAGGGACCCGAUGGAAGUUAUUUUGGCUAUUCUGUGGACUUCUACCAAGCUUCCUCCGACAGCAACACGAUCAGUGUGUUGGUUGGGGCUCCCAAGGCAAACACCUCUCAGCCUGGUAUUGUGGAGGCUGGGGCCGUCUACUACUGCCCCUGGCCUGGACAUCCAGACAGCUGCAGACAGAUACCUUUUGAUGGUUCCAAUGAUCCAGACCCAGAGGGACAGGGGUUUUGCCAGGCUGGCUUCAGUGUGGAUUUCACCAAGGAAGGAAUGCUGGUGGUAGGAGGACCUGGGAGCUUUUACUGGCAAGGUCAGGUAAUGACAGCGGGGAUAGCCGAGAUACUGAACGGCUACUCUCUGAAAGCAGUGCUGAGACGGGUUCCAGGAGAGAAACACACUCGAGCUGCUGAAGACACACACGACGACAGCUACCUCGGUUACUCUGUGGCAGUGGGGGAGUUUACAGGAGACUCUGAACAAGAAGUGCUAGCCGGAGUCCCAAGAGGAGCACAGAACUUUGGAUAUGUUGUCAUGAUCAACUCCACCAAUCUGACCUUCAUCCAGAACUUCACAGGGGAACAGAUGGCCUCCUAUUUUGGUUACUCAGUGGCUGUCACUGACCUUAAUGGAGAUGGGACCGACGAUGUGCUGGUUGGGGCGCCCCUCUACAUGGAGAGGGAGAUGGAGAGCAAGCCCAGAGAGGUGGGGAGGGUCUACCUGUACCUGCAGAUGGCCCCACUCACUUUCUCCAAACCUGUUCCCCUCACCGGCAUGCACACCUUUGGGCGAUUUGGCACGGCUAUAGCACCGCUAGGAGAUGUCAACCAGGAUGGAUACAAUGACGUGGCAGUGGGCUGUCCGUUCGGAGGAGAGGACCGUGGAGGCAGAGUAUUGAUCUUCAACGGUAACAGAGACGUGGUCACGCAAGGCCUGACGCUGAGCCAAGAGCUGAAAGCGGCCGGGACCCCCAGUGGCAGCUUGCCUGGAUAUGGAUUCACUCUGAGAGGAGGCCAGGACCUGGACAGCAAUCAGUAUCCUGGUAAAUACUCACACUCGCGAGUCAGUGUGUAUAGGUCUCAAGCUGUGGUGUCUGUGGAAGCCGAAAUGAUCUUGACUCCAAGAAUCCUGAACCCCGAUGACCGACAGUGUCACCUGCCUGAAACAGACAUCAUGGUUACCUGUCUGAAGGUGGAAGUGUGUGCAGCAGUGAGCGGAGUGGGGAUCCCCAGCUCUGUAGACCUGAGAGCAGAGCUGCAGCUGGACUGGUUGAAAGGCAACAGAGGCGGAGUUAAGAGAGUUUUGUUCCUGGACACGCAGCAGCCUCAGCGCACAGGGCUCCUGAAAUUGGGACACAACCGCCCACGUUCAUGCCUGAGCUACACCAUGUACCUGAGAGAGGAGGAAGAUUUCAGGGACAAAUUGACCCCGAUCUCACUGGCUCUGAACUACAGCUUGGCCCCCCCAUCUCAUGGCCAAAACCUCCCGCCUGUCCUCAACCAUUACAGCAGCACCUUCCUUCAAGAGCAUGCUUACAUUCUCCUGGACUGCGGUGACGACAAUAUUUGUGUCCCCGACCUGGAGCUCUCUGCCAGCAUGGACAGCUCAGAGCUGGUGAUUGGAGACGAUAAUCUGGUCAUGUUGACCAUCACUGCAGUGAACCAAGGAGAGGGAGCCUAUGAGACAGAGCUCCACACACUGAUCCCACCGGAGGCCGACUAUAUUGGAGUAGAGCGUAGAGUGGAGUCCCUGUCUCAGCUGAACUGCGAGUACAAGAUGGUCAAUGAGUCGAGAAUGGUGGUGUGUGACCUCGGGAACCCAAUGGUGGCUGGGACAGAGCUGUCUGUUGGUUUGAGGUUUUCUGUCCAAAGGCUGGAUGAUGCCGGACCCAAGAUCAGAUUCGAGCUACAGAUCCACAGUUCCAACAAAGACAACUCCAACAGCAACCCAGUCAGUUUAAAUCUGUCCAUCGCUGCCAGAGCUCGACUUGAUUUACGCGGGGAUGUCUCAUCCCUCGCAGGUGUGCUGCCAUUCCCACGGCUGGGCCCAAAGAGAGCCUGUCAAAUGAGACGACGUGGGACCGCAAGGUCACACACACUCUAUGAGCUCCAUAACUCUGGUCCCAGCAGUAUUCAGGACGCGGAGCUGCAGGUCGGCUGGCCUUCCCGUUUCCGUGACGAGAACCUGCUGUAUGCCAUGGAGAUCAAAACUGACGGACCAAUUAGCUGCCGGACGAACACCAGCCUCAACCCACUUGGCCUUCAGAUUUCUUCUAUCCAGGACACACCUGAGCUGUUGGGUUUCUUGAGGAACGCCAGCGCUCCUCAUCACCGCCACAAACGAGCCACCACUGCAGCUGAGAGUUACAGCGGUAAAACCUUGAACUGCACCAACGUCUCCUGUCUGAGGAUCACAUGUGUGGUUGGCCGGUUGGAUCGUGGGCAGAGCGCGGUGGUCAAGGUCCGCUCGAGACUCUGGGCUCAUACUUUCCUGCAGCGGCGUAACGACCCCUACAUCCUCAACUCUUCUGUGUCCUUUAUCGUCACAGCCAUGCCCUACCGCAUCCAACCCUCCAGUCUGCCUCAACACACCUCCUCUAUGGGGACCCUGGUGCUGUGGGGGACUCCUGAUGUCUCCUUUGCUGUCCCCCUCUGGGUCAUCAUCCUGGCCAUACUGCUGGGGCUGCUGGUGCUUGCCAUGCUAACGUUAGCCAUGUGGAAGUGUGGUUUCUUUGACCGGGCGCGGCCCCCAGCUGACGAUGACAUCUCCGACCAGGAGCAGCUGACUUCUGAUCAAACAGGGGACGCAUAGGAAGAUGUGGGACAACCUACUAUCAAAAGACUGUGGUUUGGGAGGGAUGAUAACCUUCUGAGUAAUUUAAAUCAGAUCUGAGAUCUGUAUUAGUCGGAUCUUAAUUUCCUUGGCUGGAGGUCCUCUUCCUCUAUGGUAAUGAAACUGACAGUCUGAAGAGCGCAGCGCCACACAGGCUGGGACCAAAGAACGAGGUUCAGAGUGGGACCAAAACACACUAAACCGGCCCAAUCACACACACACAUGCCCAUUGUUUAUCUAUGGUGAUGAAGCACCAGGACUGACGUCAGAAUGGACUUUGUUGUGAAGAUAAUGCUUUAAAUGUUUCUGAACAUUUCUGUGUGUGUGUAGCUGAAGCAAGUAGACAUAAGAUGUAUGCACAUGUGCUGUUGUGAGUGAGUGAGAGAGUGUGUGUGUCUAUGUAUGGGUGCAUGUAGGUACUGUACAUAUGUUAGUGUCCUUUAGGUGCAUCUCAUGUCAACCUUUCCUUCAGAUGUAAUUAUUUCCCACCCUGAUUGUAUUUAUCUGGGCUGUAUAAAGAUUUGUACACACACACACACACACACACACACACACACACACACACACACACACACACACACACACACACACACACGCAGAUGCAGCCACACGCAUAAACAUAAAGGCACAGAGUUAAUGUCUAUAUUUAUGAAUGUAUGUGCAAUAUUUGGAAGUUGUGUGAUAAUGAAGCUUGUUUACACUGGCAUUAUUUUAUUAGAGCUUAAUGUUUCCAUUGUCUAUGUAUUACUUGGUAUAUUAGAAAUAAGUGAUGCUGAACAACAAAGCAAUUGUUCGGAUUGAUUAACUGUAAAGUCCCCCUUGUACAUUUUGAAGAGCAAGCAGACAAAUAACUAACUUAUUAUUGUCUUGUCUGAUACAAUGACUUUAAAAUGUUAUCUUAAGAAGCAGAUCAUAUGUCCACAGCUGAAGCCCUGUCCAUAUCAAAAACCCAUAGUAGUAGACAGUCUGAGACUGUCACACACAUACUGUGUAAGGCAUUUUAAAAGUGUGAUUCAUGUUGCCAUUUGCUUAUUUGAUAUUAUUAUCAUUGUGCACAGGCAGGCAGAACACAGCUGUCAGGGCAUCAACAGCACGCUGAAUACAAAAUGAACCCUUAAUGUGUCAUGAUUGAGUUGUGCGUUUUUGUUAGUGUGAAGUUUGAUCAGAAUAAAGUUAUGUUUGAUUA
Molecule: messenger RNA, 4324 nt
Organism: Notothenia coriiceps (black rockcod)
Lineage: Eukaryota; Metazoa; Chordata; Actinopteri; Perciformes; Nototheniidae
Gene: itga8
Product: integrin, alpha 8
Exons: 27
Coding region: 199-3117 (972 amino acids)
Biological process (GO): cell-matrix adhesion; cell adhesion mediated by integrin; cell-cell adhesion
Cellular component (GO): external side of plasma membrane; integrin complex
Molecular function (GO): integrin binding
Source: RefSeq, a predicted model, not a curated record